AUGAGGGGCCCAUUUACCAGCGCCCUCAUCGUGUCGGCCCUUUUUGGCACCUGCUCGGUGUUGGCGCUUCCGGUUACCCCGGAGCCUCCGGUUGCGGAACCAGAAAAAGUUCCCGAGCUACCCGGACGCCCGGCGUACAUGUUCCCGAUCCUCGAUGGCCUUGCCCAGCCUCACCUUCAGAUCAACCAAACCGUUGAAGUUGCACAUAUCGUCGAGGCGGCGAACAUUUCAAAGUCAGAAUCACCACGUCAACCCGAUGUGAACCUCCACCACCACCGCGAGCGCCAAUCUUGGUCGACUGAAGAAUCGAACUCGGGGUCUGGAUCGUUCGAGACACGGCAUUUUUCAACAAGCUCAACUGAGGAGCCGCUGCCUACGGAUCGUCGCAGGAGCCCGAGGUCUGCAUCUGAAGACGGGACUACUGAGGCUCCGGAGGGAGAUGAGGGUACGACGGAUGGGACUACAGAUGAAGAUGAGGCUACUACGGACGCUACAACUGAUGAAGAUGAAGCUACCACCGAUGCGACAACAGAUGAGGAUGAAGCUACGACUGAUGCGACCACAGAUGAUGAAGAGGAUGUUACUACGGAUGCUAUGACUGAUGAGGAUGAUGUGAAAACCGAUGCUACGACAGAUGAAGAUGAGGCGACAACUGAGGCUACGUCUGAUACAACUGACGAUGGAGAAACCACCACGGAUGCCGUCACCUCAAGCGAUGAAGCCACGACCGAUGCGACAACUUCUGAUGACGAUGACGAGACCACGGAUGAUGCAGAAGCCACAACUGUUGCGGCUACAGCUGAGGAUGAGGAAGCCACGACCGAGCCAGCAGCUGCUGAUGAGGAGACUGACGCUCCAGAAACCCUGAACAGACGCCGUCGCAACUUCAACUUGACCGAGAUCCCAACUGACCGUCGCCGCUCCGACUCGGAGGAAAGCGCAACCGAGGAGCCGAUUGUUUUCCGUCCCUGCUUCCCCGAGGACGAGGACCCGGAAUGCGGACGGCCGAUGCCAAUCAAGACACUGAACGUUGUCAUCAUCGACAAGAUCGGCAGCUUCCCUCCCCUGUCAACCGAGGAGGCAAACAUCACUGGGGCGCCGGAAUCCAAACCCAUUGAGCAGCCCGCUGAGGUGGAACGUCUCGGAAACACCACCACCCAGCAACCAACCACGACCACCACCGGGCCGUGGUGGUUCUUCUGGCCGUUCAAU
Messenger RNA from Mesorhabditis spiculigera, 1212 nucleotides. NCBI's taxonomy places the organism in Eukaryota, Metazoa, Nematoda, Chromadorea, Rhabditida, Rhabditidae. The record is from the annotation of a GenBank genome assembly.